AUGCCGUCUCCAGAGGACGAGCAGCCCGCGGCGGCGGCGCAGCGGAAGACCGCGCCCGAGGUGACGCUCCACACGAACAUCGGACCGAUCACGGUCGAGCUGUACUACCUCCACUGCCCGAAGACGUGCCAGAACUUCAUCGAGCUCGCGCGCACGGGCUACUACAACGGCGUCGUGUUCCACCGCGUCAUCAAAGACUUCAUGAUCCAGGGCGGGGACCCGACCGGGACGGGGCGCGGCGGGGCGUCCAUCUGGGGCGGGAAGUUCGAGGACGAGAUCACGCGCGAGCUGAAGCACACGGGCGGGGGGAUCUUAUGCAUGGCAAACAGCGGGCCCAACACGAACGGAUCGCAGUUUUACAUCACGCUCGCGCCGACGCCGUGGCUGGACGGGAAGCACACCAUCUUCGGUCGCGUCAGCGAUCACAUCACGACCGUCGGGAAGCUCGGGAACGUGCCGGUCGACAAGAACGACAAGCCGAUCGACGGGCCGUUCUUCAUAAAGGAGUGCACGGUGCACGACCACGGCAUCAAGUGGUACUGAUUAUUGUACUCGUCGACGACGACGACGACUGGACGCCGCUCGAGAGGGGGCGGGGUGGGGGUCGUUCGUAGCUGCGCACUAGAUAAUAAAGACGGGGACGCGUCGCGACCCGUAAAAAUACUACCAACCACGUU
This is a messenger RNA of Micromonas pusilla CCMP1545, 677 nucleotides long. RefSeq lists its product as uncharacterized. Gene Ontology annotation, biological process: protein peptidyl-prolyl isomerization; protein folding. Gene Ontology annotation, cellular component: catalytic step 2 spliceosome. Bases 1 to 543 code for a protein of 180 amino acids. Lineage: Eukaryota; Viridiplantae; Chlorophyta; Mamiellophyceae; Mamiellales; Mamiellaceae. Gene Ontology annotation, molecular function: peptidyl-prolyl cis-trans isomerase activity. The transcript has a single exon. The record is from RefSeq and is a predicted model, not a curated record.